AACCACACAAGACCGAAACAUAUUUCCUUAGCGCAGGUCAAUGGUUUAGUUCCAAGGGUUUCUGCUUGUCCCUGUCCUCCAGCUACAAAGUCCCAGGUUUUGGUACUCUCUCCCUCUCUCAUAUUCUACUCUUUACUUACCAAAUUGUUAGAAUUUUCCUUCUUUUAGAUGCUUGUUUAUGGGUGAUUUUCUCUUUCUGUAUUGAAUCUGUAAUUUCUUUACUCCCCCAUUCUUAUGGAUUCCCAAGAAAAUCAAGAACCCCAUCACUCACCACAACCCACUCAAACUCACCCCUUGUUCUUCAAAUUCAGUUGCUUCUAUUUAUUGUCAAUACUAGUUCUACUUCUAGCAAUCUUAUUCAGUUUCACCUACACAGACUACUACAAAAUUCAAUUUCUGAAUGCAACUCUCUCACCAGAGUCUUCCCAUUUUCAUAAGCUUCUAGGGUUUCUUCACUCAAACCCAACAACCAAACAAAACCCACAACCAAACCCUAUUUCCAAACCGCCUUAUUGUGUGCUAUGGAUGGCCCCUUUUCUUUCAGGUGGUGGGUAUAGCUCAGAAGCUUGGUCUUAUAUCUUAGCUUUACAUGAAAACAAGAAAAACCCUAGCUUUAGAAUGAGUAUUCAUCAACAUGGUGAUCUUGAAAUUCUUGAGUUUUGGGAGGGUUUGCCUCAGGAGAUGAAAAAAUUGGCUCUUGAGCUUUACCAAACAGAAUGUGAAAUGGAUGAUAAUACCAUUGUGAUAUGUCAUAGUGAGCCUGGUGCUUGGUACCCUCCUCUGUUUCAGACACUCCCAUGCCCACCAACUGGUUAUGAAAAUUACAGAUUCAUAAUUGGUAGGACUAUGUUUGAGACUGAUAGGUUGAAUCCUGAGCACGUAAGGCGGUGUAAUCAAAUGGAUUCUGUAUGGGUUCCUACUGAAUUCCAUGUGUCUACAUUCAUACAAAGUGGGGUUGAUUCGUCGAAGGUUGUGAAAAUUGUUCAACCUGUUGAUGCGAAUUUCUUUGAUCCUGUCAAGUAUAAGCCAUUAGACCUUGCCUCUAUAGGGACUAUAGUUUUGGGCUCAACUCCAUUGAAUUCAAAUCCCGAUAACAAGUUUGUUUUCUUGAGCAUUUUCAAGUGGGAAUAUAGGAAGGGUUGGGAUGUGUUGUUGCAGGCAUACUUAAAAGAAUUCUCUAACGUCGAUGGGGUUGCUUUGUAUUUGUUAAC
Molecule: messenger RNA, 1211 nt
Organism: Camellia sinensis
Lineage: Eukaryota; Viridiplantae; Streptophyta; Magnoliopsida; Ericales; Theaceae
Source: RefSeq, a predicted model, not a curated record